AUGCUGCGCUUCUUGUGCCUCCCCGGAGCCUACGGCAGCUCGGACAAAUUCCAAGUCCAACUUGCCCCCAUCCUCAAGGAGCUCACCGAGGACGGCACCGCGCAGUUCCACUUCAUCCACGGACCCUGCAAAGCCGUCCCGCCGGCCGGGUUCGAGGACUACUUUGGCGCGCCGCCGUACUACCGCUUCAUCGAGCCCGACAGGGAUGUCGAGAAGUCGCACAGCGACGACGUGCUCGCGCGUAUCCGCGACUUCCCGCAAUGCGAGACGGCCGAGGACACGAUGCGCGACCUCAUGCGCGAGGGCAUCGCGACGACGCACCGCAGCACCGACCGCGCCAUCAAGUACCUCGCCGACAUCGUCGCCAAGCGCGGGCCCUUUGACGGCAUCAUCGGCUACUCCGAGGGCGCCACCGUCGCUUCCACCUUUAUGCUGUACGAGCAGCGCCGCCUCAAGCGCUCCGGCAUCAAGCCGGCCUUCAAGUACGGCAUCUUCUUCGCCGGCUGGCCCCCCGUCGACCCCAAGACCCACGCCCUCGUCCUGUCCGACGAGACGGACGAGAGGAUCGAGGCGCGAACCCUGCACAUUAUCGGAUCUCUGGACCCGUACGUCGACGGCUCCAUGGCGCUGUACAACAUGUGCGACCCGGACACGGCGUACCUCUUCGACCACGCCAAGGGCCACACUCUGCCCCGUGACAAGGACACGAUCAAGGAGCUGGGCGACAUCAUCCGCGAGACCCAGACCGAGAUGCAGGAGGAGGGGAUUCUGACGUCGUCAUGA
Molecule: messenger RNA, 783 nt
Organism: Colletotrichum destructivum
Lineage: Eukaryota; Fungi; Ascomycota; Sordariomycetes; Glomerellales; Glomerellaceae
Product: Putative serine hydrolase FSH, alpha/Beta hydrolase
Exons: 4
Coding region: 1-783 (260 amino acids)
Biological process (GO): secondary metabolic process
Cellular component (GO): nucleus; cytoplasm
Molecular function (GO): hydrolase activity
Source: RefSeq, a predicted model, not a curated record